Boleophthalmus pectinirostris (great blue-spotted mudskipper) is the source of this 1860-nucleotide messenger RNA. RefSeq lists its product as uncharacterized. The coding region runs from base 496 to 1860 and encodes 454 amino acids. Lineage: Eukaryota; Metazoa; Chordata; Actinopteri; Gobiiformes; Gobiidae. The record is from RefSeq and is a predicted model, not a curated record. Gene Ontology annotation, molecular function: zinc ion binding. The transcript has 10 exons.
UUGUGUGAUUUUAUUUUAAUAUUUUAAGUUUGUACGCUGUGUGGAAAUAAUAAAGUAGCAAUAAAAUAGCAGUGUACGUUGGUGCGGGGAUUACGCAGGGUCAUUGAACGUUGCAUUUUCCCCGCAUCAACCGUCUCGCUGCCGCUUCUGUUUACUCAGGUGUGUGACCGCGUUUGUGUGGCUAAAUGUGGAAAAAACGAGAAAAAUACAACAAAAUGCACCGUCACUGGAAUAUUUUAGCACUAUCCUGAACCUGUCCUGGUGGUUAGCAGGCACAGCGGACGCGAAAAACGCCUAGAAACUGAACACAAGGCGGAUAGGGACAGCUGGGGUUAUCGUUAGCAGCAAAAGGCAGGUGUAAGGCGGCUUUGAUUUAGCCGUGUGUCCGCUUGACUUUUUCACGGAUAUUUCACAACCAAAAUAUUCAUGAAUUGGCGUUUUUUGAACCUUAUAACCAUGGAUUAAUGUCAAUGAUCAUUAAAUUAAGGCUGGACCAUGGCUUCGGGUCAGUCCAGUGUGUUACAGGAGGAGCUCACCUGUCCUGUUUGUCUGGACUUGUACCGUGACCCACAUUUACUCCCCUGUGGACACAACUUCUGCAGAACCUGCCUGGACCGACUCAAACGCCAAGCAGAUAGAGGCCGUUUCAGAUGCCCGGAAUGUCGCGACAGUCACCGGUGUAGCUCCAACUUCCAGAAAAACUUCAAACUAGCUAAUAUCGCUGACGACUACAGGCACAGACGGCGACAAAGUGCGUCUGCCACGGCGGGUUUGAAAUCACAAGAGGGGGUCUCGUGUCAGGCCGCACAGCAGGCUCGGGCCGUGUGCGCCGCUGUGCCCUGCGACUACUGCCCCCCGGUGGCAGCAGAGGCCAGCAGCGCAGAGUGUGCAGUGGCAGAGGGGGCGGAGGGAGCAGGCUCUUCUCAGGAGGUUGGCGAUCCAGGUAAAGGUUUUGCAGUGAAGACGUGUUUGAAGUGUGAAGUGUCCAUGUGUCAGGAGCACGUUCGGCCGCACCUGGAGCUGCCCGCCUUCAGAGAGCACCCCCUCACUGAGCCCAUGAGCGACUUCUGGAGGAGGAAGUGCCCCGACCAUGAUGAGGUCUACAGAUAUUACUGCAUGGACGACAAAGUGUGUGUGUGUAACGCCUGCACCAUAGAAGGAGGACACUCGGGUCACACCAUCAAAACACUGAAAAACACCAUGAAAGAUCUUAAGGUGAGUCUGGAUAAACAGAUGUACCGAGUGGAGCGCAAGUUCAGCCUGGCAGAGAAGAAGCUCCAGGAGCAGAAGGAGAAAGAACGACAGAACAAGAAGUUCAUGGAGGACUCGGACCAGAGCCUGACCCGACUGGGGGAGGACCUGAAGGCAAAGGUGCUGCGCUUCAUUGGGCGUUUGAGGCAGUGCAGUCGGACGCACUGGGACACCAACGGCCCCGCCAUCCAGAAGAACAUCUCCAGGAUCGGACAGGACCAGGCCCGGCUACAGGAAGUCCGCUGUGGCCUGGAGAGCCUGCUGCAGGAGAGUGACCCCUUCAGGUUCAUCCAGGCUUACAAGACAACAGGAAAACAGUGCCGUCGCCAGCUGCGUAAGGACCUGUUCUACCCGGAGUACGUAGACAUGGAAACAGAGGUGCUGGGCGUCAUGAUGGAGGAUGAGAUGAGGAAGUUUCUGGACGAAGAACUGCCCUGCCACAUCACAGCAGCCAUCAACUCCCUCUGUCUGUUCUCGGACCUGGAGGAGGAAGAGGAGGAGACAGAAGAAAAUGAGGACGAUGCAGCAGAGGAGGACGACGAUGAUGAAGAUGAUUUUUUGGAUGACAGCAGAGAGAGAGAGAGAGGAGGAAGGGCAGGACCACAGUGA